This is a messenger RNA of Arthroderma uncinatum, 1407 nucleotides long. Its product is annotated as lipase 3. The coding region runs from base 1 to 1407 and encodes 468 amino acids. NCBI's taxonomy places the organism in Eukaryota, Fungi, Ascomycota, Eurotiomycetes, Onygenales, Arthrodermataceae. Gene Ontology annotation, biological process: lipid catabolic process. Gene Ontology annotation, molecular function: triacylglycerol lipase activity. The record is from RefSeq and is a predicted model, not a curated record. The transcript has a single exon.
AUGAUUCUUGCAUCUGUGGUCCUGGGGCUAUUCAUUCUCUUUCUGUCCCUUAUUUCCUCUGCAACCCCUAUCGAACCUGCGAUAUUUCCCCCAGACCAGGAUGCUCCGCUUCCGCCGUCCGAAGACCCAUUCUACCGUCCUCCUCCGGGAUACGAGAACGCUGAGCCAGGCACGAUAUUAAGAUAUCGAGCAACCCCUUUCCCUAUUGCGUUAUUCAGGCUUGUUCCGAUCAACCUAGCUAGCACCCAUCAGGUUUUAUACCGCUCGUCUGACACCUUCCGGAAGCCAACGGCCACCGUUUCGAGCAUUUUGGUUCCCUACAAUGCAAAUAUGUCCAAGCUACUGUCGUAUCAAGUGGUUGAAGAUGCAGCAUUUAUCAACUGCGCUCCGUCAUAUGCCCUCCAGCUCAACUCUGAUCCGGGUGGCGAGCUUGGAACAAUCGUCAUACAGAGCGAGUUGCUUCUCAUCACUGCUGCCCUGGAAAAUGGAUGGGUCGUUACCAUACCAGAUUACGAGGGCCCGAAUGCUGCGUUCUUAGCCAACUGGCGUGCAGGCUACGCUACAUUGGAUGGCAUCAGAGCUACCCUCGCUUCCUCUGAAUAUACCGGUGUAUCCCCGGAUGCAGCGAUCACCAUGUGGGGGACUUCUGGAGGGAGUGUUGCAAGUGGAUUCGCGGCUGAAUUACAGUCUUCCUACGCACCAGAGCUAAACAUUGUUGGAGUCGCGCUCGGCGGCAUGGUUCCGAGCAUCAGGACGGCUCUUGAGAGUCUUAACAGAGGGUUUGAUGCGGGAAUCAUUGUAUCUGGUGUUCUCGGUCUCUCGCAUGAAUACUUGUACAUGAAGCCCAUCCUCGAGUCGUAUCUGCUAACAGUCACGCGAACGAAAUUUAUGAACGCGGCGACAAAGUGUUCCGGGGCGGUCUCUCUGGAUUUUAAAAGUGAGGAUAUUUUUAGCUACUUCAGAGGAGGGAAAGAGUCGGGCUUAUUCGAAAACCCGGAGGUUAAAAGGAUUUUAGAUCACAAUGCCUUGCCCCAGGGAAUUCCGACUGCUCCUCUUUUACUCCUCAAGUCAGUCAACGAUGAAAUAAGCCCAAUAUCCGACACUGAUGAUCUAGUGGAACAGUAUUGCGCAUCUGGAGCAUCGGUCGACUACAGACGGGACAUACUUUCUAUCCACACCGUUUUGGCCGUGACAGGUGCCCCGGAGGCAAUCAUAUGGCUACGAGAUCGCAUGGAUGGGGUGGCUUUGCCCGAAAGGUGCCAAACUUCAACCGUCUUGAUGACACUUCUCGAGCCAGGUGCUCUAGAAGUCAUGUCUAAGGCUAUCAUCGAUAGCCUGCUAGAUCUUCUAGGAAAGCCCGUCGGCCCAAGAGUUGAUACCGAAGUUGAUCCUGUUCCUCCUAUUUAG